This is a messenger RNA of Ogataea parapolymorpha DL-1, 915 nucleotides long. RefSeq lists its product as uncharacterized. NCBI's taxonomy places the organism in Eukaryota, Fungi, Ascomycota, Pichiomycetes, Pichiales, Pichiaceae. The record is from RefSeq and is a predicted model, not a curated record. Gene Ontology annotation, biological process: phospholipid metabolic process. Gene Ontology annotation, molecular function: phosphatidate phosphatase activity. The transcript has a single exon. The coding region runs from base 1 to 915 and encodes 304 amino acids.
AUGUCUCUUUACACCUGGAGUCUUGAUCGCGAAACGCUGGGCCUGGGAUGGCUCCCGUUUCAUUCGACAAUGGUUCAUUGGAGGUUCUCGGAUGCCGUAUAUGUGGUGCUGGUGAUUCUUCUGGACGGGCUGAUUUUUGAGCGAAUUGAGCCGUACCAGAGACAGUUCACUGUGAACGACCUAACAAUCAGCCAUCCGUUUGCGCCUGUGGAGCGUGUGAGCGCCGAGAAGCUGCUGUGGGUCGUCACCGUUGUUCCUCCACUGAUUAUCAUUUUCUUCGUUCUGUUGCUCACUCCUAAACAGCACAAAUUCUAUGUUCUCUAUGUGAGCAUAUUAGGACACUUUGUUGCCCUCGGAACCUGCGUCUUUGUAACAGACGUGUUAAAGAACUGGAUCGGCCGGUGUCGGCCUGAUUUCCUCGACAGAUGCCAGCCAGAUCCGACAGCGCUCAAGGACACUCUCUACUUCGCAAAAGAGAUUUGCACCACCAAACACAAACAAAAGCUCCUGGACGGCUUCCGUACCACCCCGUCGGGCCACUCCAGUAUGAGCUUCUCUGCAUUGGGCUACACCUCGCUCUGGCUCCUGGGCCAGCUGCAGGCUACCAGAACCGAAGUCGGAGCAUGGCGGUCUGUGGUUGCCAUGUUGCCCUCAUUGUAUGCUUUCUACGUGGCUAUGUCCCGCACACAGGACUACCGCCAUCAUUUCGUCGACGUGCUACUUGGCUCUGUGCUCGGCUCGUUGCUGGCCUGGUGGUCCUAUAGAAGAGUCUUCCCCGCCGUGACCAGUCCCGAAAGCCACCUGCCGCACGCGCUGACGGAGUCCGAGCCCAGCUACGCCAGACUCGGUGACGAGACUUACCCGCUCACGUCCCACCCCGACGACGCCAACUCUGAGAUCCGCUCCGCUGUGUAA